GUGUGUUCCGUCAGUCGGGUCGUGUUAUGUUUACAUAAGAGGAGCGGGAGAGCUUGGAUUGGAGGAGGCUGGGUGACAGAGGUGACUGGUAGAUGAGGGGCCUUUUAAUGUAUAAAAAUGCCUCUUGGACUGAAGCCAACAUGCACUAUGUGCAAAACCAACUCCUCUUCCAUGUGGAAGAAAGGAAAUCAGGGGGAAAUCCUAUGCAAUAACUGCACUGGCAAGGCCACUGGUGGGGGCAGCAAUUACACUGGUGCAAGCAGCUCCAAUACUUCUCAGAGCGGAACUAGCUUUGCCAGUGCCUCAACCUCCCAACAGAGUAAUGGGGGCAGCACUAAGCAGUCCAAGCAGGAAAUCCACAGAAGAUCUGCCCGUCUGAGGAAUACAAAGUAUAAGUCGGCUCCAGCUGUAGAAAAGAAGGUUUCCACCAAAGGCAAAGGAAGGCGACAUAUUUUUAAGCUGAAAAAUCCUAUUAAGGCACCGGAAUCAGUGUCCACCAUAGUGACCUCAGAAUCCUUAUUCCAUAAGGGGCUGUACUAUCAGAUCGGCGACGUGGUGUCUGUCAUUGACGAGGAAGAUGGACAAAUGUACUAUGCUCAGAUCCGAGGCUUCAUUCAGGACCAGUACUGUGAGAAGAGUGCGGCUCUGACUUGGCUCAUCCCUACCCUUGCCAGUCCCAAAGAUCACUUCGAUCCAGCUACUUACAUCAUAGGACCGGAUGAAGACCUCCCGCGCAAAAUGGAUUGUUUAGACUUUGUCUGUCAUGCCCCCUCUGAGUACUUCAAAUCUCGCUCGUCGCCGUUCCCUACUCUCCCCUCCCGCCCUGAGAGAGGCUUUAUUUGGACUCGCAUUGGCCCUACACCCGCAAUCACAAUCAAGGACACGGACGGCAAUCAUCUAUAAUCAAAUAUCCAUAUUUGGGAACUUUAUAAGAAACUUUCUGAAUGAUUAUGAUGACGG
This is a messenger RNA of Nanorana parkeri, 960 nucleotides long. It is a transcript of the gene GATAD1, whose product is annotated as GATA zinc finger domain containing 1. The coding region runs from base 118 to 903 and encodes 261 amino acids. Lineage: Eukaryota; Metazoa; Chordata; Amphibia; Anura; Dicroglossidae. Gene Ontology annotation, cellular component: nucleus. The record is from RefSeq and is a predicted model, not a curated record. The transcript is spliced from 7 exons. Gene Ontology annotation, biological process: chromatin organization; regulation of DNA-templated transcription. Gene Ontology annotation, molecular function: sequence-specific DNA binding.